Messenger RNA from Myzus persicae (green peach aphid), 2483 nucleotides. RefSeq names its product peroxidase-like. Gene Ontology annotation, molecular function: peroxidase activity; heme binding. Gene Ontology annotation, biological process: response to oxidative stress. NCBI's taxonomy places the organism in Eukaryota, Metazoa, Arthropoda, Insecta, Hemiptera, Aphididae. The coding region runs from base 133 to 2109 and encodes 658 amino acids. The record is from RefSeq and is a predicted model, not a curated record. The transcript has 13 exons.
GUGUUUUGUAUUCAGAUGUCAGUAGGUAGUUAUGGUACAUUCGGUUGGUUUGACUAUAGACACUGGAUGACCAGCCAAUGAUGCACUUCAAUAGCAAUUUUUUGGAUGGUAAAUAAAUAGAUCUAAUUUGAAAUGGUAAACGACAUCGCCUUAGAGACGUGGACCAAGAAUGGAGAAUCAACAGGUCUGCUUCAACAUAGAAACGAUAAGGGCACGAAACCUAUGUAUGACUACAGAAGUCAAUAUUUGGUUAUUUUUGUAAUAUUUUCCGUUCUGAUUAUCACGUUCUUGGUAUCAGUUAUCAAUUUUUGGUCAGACGAUGACCAAAACAUUCAGUCACUUCACGCAAUCAUUAAAAGUAAAAAUCACUUCACUAUGAAAAACAAAGAGUAUUUCGACCAAUGUGCGCCAAUUGUCUCGUGUGAUUAUAGUGACAAAUACAGAACUAGCAACGGGACGUGUAACAAUCCAAACAAUCCAAUUUGGGGUUCAUCGAACACCCCAUUCAUCAGACUUGUCGACGCUCACUACAGUGAUGGGAUCUCUAAAUUACGCACAUCAUCUGAUGGGAAACCAUUGCCGAGUGCAAGAGAAAUUCAAGUGAAGCUGUUUUUAAAUAAGCAAACAAGAAUCCCAGACAAAAAUAACCAGCUACUAAUGCAAUGGGGCCAGUUCGUCGCUCACGAUGUUUCUAAUUUAGGAAUUGAUACAGAGGGUGAAGAUUGUUGUGCAUAUAAAAAUCAACCUUCGGUUUCAAGAGCAUGCGAAGCCACUAUAAAAAUACCAAUAGACGAUCCUAUAUACUCAAAGUACAACACUACGUGCAUGAGAUUUACUCGGGCAAUGACAUCAAACAAUUAUAACUGUCCCUUACAACCAUUGACAUUUAUAGACGAUGCUUCACAUUUUAUUGAUGGAUCUCAAAUUUAUGGCUCUAAUGAUUACGUUGUAUCGACACUAAGAUCAUAUACUGGGGGGACGUUAAUUUCUGUCUUUGAAAACAGCCAGGAGUUCUGUCCACAUUCGUCCUUUGAGUCUUCCGAUACCAACAAAUAUUCGUUUAGAUCCGGAGACUCGCGUGCAAACUUAAACCUCGGAAUUGCACUUUUUCACAAUAUGUUUUUGAGAUUCCACAAUUUUGUAGCGUUUAAACUAAAAAUUGGGAAUGCUUUGUGGUCUGAUGAAAAGUUAUACCAAGAAUCUCGCAGAUUUGUUGGUGCAAUUAUCCAACAUAUUACAUACACACAGUUUUUACCAAUAAUCUUAGGCAAAAAUUAUACGAAUGACGAAGUGCUUGGGGGUAGCAAUAAAUAUGAUCCUACUGUGAACCCAUCUACUUCACAAGAGUUUUCAACUGGCGCAUUCCGUGUACUCCACAAUAUUAUACCAGCUCAACAUAGAUUUAUUGAUUCAAAUUCCACUACUGUGCAAAUAGUCAAUGUUACAGACUGGAUGAACUGCCCGUAUCUCUUACAACAAGGCUCUAACUAUGACCAGCUACUUCGAGGUUUAUUAAGUACGGAAGGACGCCUGAGUCAACCAUCAUACAAUCCUUUGAUCUCAAACUUAAUGUUUCAUUCGAAUAAUUCGAUUGGCGUGGAUCUCCUAUCGUACGAUAUCCAAAGAGGACGCGAUACCGGUCUCCCUCCGUACAAUAAAAUGAGACAAUUAUGUGGAUUGUCUGUUGCUAAGUCAUUUAGCGAUUUGAUUGAUAUACCAACUGAUGACAUUUAUGAUUUAGAGACACUUUAUUCUUCUGUAGAUGACAUAGACUUCAUUGUAGGGGCUUUGUUGGAGACACCAGAGAACGAUGCUUUAGUUGGAAAUACCUCGCGAUGUAUUAUUGGUGACUUUUUCUAUAGAUCUCGAGUUGGUGAUCGAUUUUUCUACGACAAUAAAGGGCAGGCUGGUCAAUUUUCCAAAUAUCAACUUGAAGUACUCAAAUCUAUUAAUCUAGAUCACAUUAUAUGCGCUACUUCAUCUGUUGAUAACUUGCAAAAAAAUAUUUUCACUAAAGUUGACAAUGGAUGGUAUUCUUCAAUGAAGUGGAGAUGUAAUGAAAAAUAUAUGAUCGAUUUUAAACCAUGGGAAGAAGAAAAGUAUGAUUGAAGUUACGCUGAAAUCAAUCAUAAUUACAUCAUAUAAUUUGUGUCUCUUAAGUAUCUUCCAAAUCUAACCUCAACAUAGUACAACAUUUGAAAUAUGUAUUCUUAAUUUUUAUAAAGAGAACAAUGUAUAAUUAAAUUAUAAAAUGUAUACAUAAUUUAGUUUAGUAGUUUUCAUACUGUUUAUUUCUUCGUCUUAAUAUUUUAUGGUAAUAUUUUUUAUUUUCCAGUUAACAACAUUUCAGUAUCAUAUCUUUUUAACACACCACGAUAAAUACCUUUUACAAGUUUCUUUUGUAUUGUCUGUUCUAUCUUCAUUUGUUUUAUAUAAUGAUUAAUAUUUAAUGACUAUUAGUAUUUAAAAAUAGAGUAUACACU